Molecule: messenger RNA, 791 nt
Organism: Emiliania huxleyi CCMP1516
Lineage: Eukaryota; Haptophyta; Isochrysidales; Noelaerhabdaceae
Product: SECIS binding protein 2
Exons: 2
Coding region: 255-731 (158 amino acids)
Source: RefSeq, a predicted model, not a curated record
ACCCGAGGUUGGUGCGUGAGUACUGCGAGCAGCUGGUGGUGCCCGCUGUCAACGAGGCUGCGUGCGCGCUGCUGGCCGAGGUGCAGCGCUUCCAGGAGCGGCUGUACCUUCGAGACCCGCUCAAGGCUUCGCAGAAGAAGCGCUUCGUGUGCGGCCUCCGCGAGGUGGCGCGCGCGCUCAAGUCGAACAAGGCCAAGGUGCUCAUCGUGGCGCACAACAUCGAGCGCAUCACGGCGGAGGCGGGCCUCGACGACAUGGUCUCGCAGCUGAUCACCCUCUGCGCCAAGAAGCAGGUGUGGGUCUACGACGAAGCCGCCAAGGCAUCGACGCUGCAGCACGAGGACCGCGACAAGGAGGUGCUGCUCGUCUUUGCCAUGACACGCAAGGCGCUCUCUCGCGCGCUCAAGCGCUCUGCCAAGACGUCCGUGGUCGCGGUGCUCAACCACGACGGCGCGUCUGAGCAGUACGCGCGGCUCGAGGCGCUCACGCGGGGCGCCAGGCUCGCCUACCGUCAGCUCACCAGUGCGGGUGCGUCCGACUCGGGCGGCGACGGCACGCUUCCGGCGCCCGCUGACGAGCGCUUCCUCGUCAACUAUGUCACGCAAGGGCGGCAGGCGGCGGUGGACCCGCUGCUCAUGCGGCCGUCCCUGUGCCGCGUGGACGACGAGGAGGCCUCGCCAUGCGACUUGGGCCGCUGGCUGGGCAGUCUGGGCAGUCUGGCUGAGAGCUGACAGGCCAGCGAUGACCGGCACAAGCAUGAAUCACUUUUUUCAAAUUGUGCCUGUGACAUC